Molecule: messenger RNA, 2075 nt
Organism: Photinus pyralis (common eastern firefly)
Lineage: Eukaryota; Metazoa; Arthropoda; Insecta; Coleoptera; Lampyridae
Product: putative leucine-rich repeat-containing protein DDB_G0290503
Exons: 5
Coding region: 189-1979 (596 amino acids)
Source: RefSeq, a predicted model, not a curated record
ACAUAUGUGGCUCUGUCGCGUUUAGGAACAGAAUCCCUUAAAGUUCUUAAGUUGGUAGCGUUAACACGAAAAUGCUAUUGGUAGUAUUGUGAAAGCGUCUUUUCCGGAAUUUAAAAUUUUUUAAAGUUUAAGUUUAUAAUUACCAAUUAAUUCGUGUUAAGUUGGAGCAGAUAAUUAAACUAAUCGAAAUGGAGGCACCAAUAUGUGACAGCAUAAAAUUAGAAAACGAAGGACUGCAGGUAGCUGAAGGUAGGAAGUCCAACACAACGACACUGAUGUCAUCGCUUCACUUUAAAAGUGAACUGCUAGCCAAGAUGAAGGCCAGAGAACAUGUAACCAAAAUCAAAGUGGAAUACGAUUUACAAGAGUUGGACUCUCUGAAGGAAUCCUCCGAAGCGCCUCUUGCUGCCCUGCGUGAAGUAAAAAGCAAACUGGAGGAAGCCCUUGAAGUGGAAACUAUUUACGCGCCGCAAUUGGCAAGGGAGGUUCAAAAUACGGAAAAAAUUAAAGAUAUGUUGAUUGUUCAUCACACGGAGACAGAAAGAAAGUAUGCGUCGAAACUUAAACUGAUAUCUGCUUUAGAAGCUAAACAAAAAGAUUUGUUCCCACACUAUACUUCGGAAAAAGAAAAUGUGAUGAAAAUUAUUACUGAAAAGAGAAAAACCUUAAUUGAAAUAGAAAACCGAAAAGAAACUGAGCAGUUACGCUUUGAAACCGAGAUAAAUAAAAAAACAUACGAUUUUGAAAAGUUGCACAUGUCCAACAAAACUCUCAUGACAGAUACUGAAGGAUAUAAGCAGAAACUUGACGAUUUACAGAAACUGUGUGCCCUUAAUACAUCAACUUUUGAGUCUUUAAUUGAAGAUCACCGUCUCGUACAGAAUGCCCUUACCUGCAAGGUUGCAGAGAUUGACGAAUUGAAGAAGACAGGAGAUCGGGCAAAGAAGCAGAAUUCUGAUAAGCUGAAUGAACUCGAAAAUGAUUUGCAAACUGCAAAAGAGAAAUUCGAACAGCUGACACAAAUGGAGCUGGUAGCACAAGAGAAAUGUGACGAAAAUUUGAAUAAGGUGAAAGAGUUAGAGAAUGAUCUUGAGAAACUCGAGGAUGAAAAUGUGUCACUGAAUAGAGACGGAGAUGAGCUAAGAUGUAAAAGGCAAGCUUUUGCAAAGGAAAUUACUGCGAACCUAACCCAAUUGGAGCUCGAACAGGAAGCUGUCACUACUAAACGUCUGCAGCUCAAUGAAGCUGUGAUAAAUAAGAAGUUGCAAAAAGAGGAGAGUCUGAAUAUCCAAAGUGGUUUAGAUGAAGAAAUUUCCACCGCAAGUAAGAAGUCUGCAGAUUUAAAGACACUUUUUGAAGAAUGUGACAAAGAAAUUCUUGCAAACACUGCCAUAAAAGAAGCAUUGGUGCGAGAAGAAAUGGUGCUUGUAUCAAAGAUCGAUAACUUGAGAUCAUCUCUCUCUGCAUUACAAAACAAUAGACUUUGUCGGCAAGAGAACAAUAAUGCCUUAUUGCGAGAGUUAAAGGCACAAGUCGCAAAUACACAAUUCGAACAUGAGCAGGCAACUCGCAAGCAUUUGAUUACCACAGUUAGUGCACGUAAUCAGCUCGAUGAUUACAAGUAUGGGAAAGAGCGUCUGUAUCAGCAGAACGAAAAUGACCGUAAGCGAACUUUAGAAGAGCUACAGAACGAAAUAACGACAUUAAAAAACACUGUAAACGAGGAGAAGGACAGUAUUAACCAUCUGAGUCGCUCCAUUGCUGAGAAGAAAGUGUCACAUGAUAGACUCCUUCAAGAUUUGCGAAACUUGCACAAAGAACCCGCUGUCGAUAAUAAAAAACAGCCCACAGGUAUUUUGAAGUCACCGGGAAAAGCUAGUGUCUCCCCUAAAAAGGUUUCGUUUGAGAGACGUGCUACAGACACCGAGUCAGAGACAGCAAGCCAAAGCCUGAACAAAUCCAACAGCGAAGUACUUUAGGAGAAAAUCACUAUAAAAUAAGCAUACAUGCCUAACAGUUCCCAAGUUUAAUGUUUUUGAAGUUUAGUUAUUAGAAAUAAAAGUUUAGUUUCACAA